UCCCAUGGAGACGAGUGGCGUGAAUUCCCACACAUCAACAGGUCUGGUCCCUGAUGGUCUCGGAAGGGCCCCCCUCCUCUCUUUUUUUGCUCUCACUCUCUUAAACUUCAGGACUCUCCCUCUCCCUGAGGAUACGACCCCCACCCUUAAAACUCGAUGAGUGCAUCGGCAUGCGGUCACCGAAUUCGAAAACGUCAAACAGUCACCCUUCAAAGCUUUGCUCAGAAUAUCCUCAACCUUCCCAUUCUUACACGUGGAAUAAUUUACAACCAAUUUCAAAAAAACACUAAACAAUUUUCCCAAUAUUUUCUAUUAAAUAGAAAGAAAAGAAAAUCAUCCCUUGGAAAAAAUUAAAAAAAAAUCUUAUUGUGUAUUAAGAGGAAAUUAUUAAGUGAUUGUGAUUUUGACAAAAGGAAGAAAAACUUUGUCAAAAGUAAAAUUGUGUCGUGCCUCAUCGAACAAUACUGUCGAUGAAGUGUGCGAAUUUUUUCUUUUGCGAAAAAAAUAAAGUGAAUGUUCGAAUAGAGGAGGAAAUAUUUGUGAGUGUUAAUUUUUCUCUCUAAAUGGUGGAUUACUACAAGUACAAAAUGUCAGCAAGUGAUGAGGAAUUUGAACAACAAUCACAAUCGGGAAUGUCAAAGGCAGAACUCAGAAGGAGUAACAAGCCAAUAAUGGAAAAAAGAAGACGUGCCAGAAUUAAUCAAUGUUUGGAUGAAUUAAAGAGUCUCAUUCUUGAAGCAAUGAAAAAAGACCCAACAAGACACUCAAAAUUGGAGAAAGCCGACAUUCUCGAAAUGACAGUGAAACAUUUGCAGACAGUUCAACGUCAACAAUUGAGCACUGCUGUUGCCACUGAUCCAGCAGUUCUCACCAAGUUUCGUUCAGGCUUUUCCGAAUGUGCAACUGAGGUGUCACGAUACGUGAGUCAUUUGGAGAACGUCGAACCAGCCGUCAAGCAACGUCUAGUCUCACAUCUCAACAACUGUGUGAGUCACCUUCAACAAGUUGCACCAUUCUACAGUCAUUACGUGCCGUACAUGCCAGAACGUCUCUAUCCCGAAGUUAAAGUUGGCUUUCAAACCGACUUUCAAAAUGGCGACGAAAACAAUAAUGGCAGCGCAAGAAUUCAAAUUCCAAGUGGCGUUCAACUAAUACCAAGUCGUCUGCCAACCGGUGAAUUAGCCCUUCUAGUACCACAAUCAGCCGGCAUAUCAGCAAAUUUCCCCUUCUUCCCGCCAGCGCCCGAAAGUGCCGCAAGAAUUGGUCCAUCCUCAGCAUUCACAGCAGUUCAAAGAUCACACAGUCCACUUCUAAGUCCAUCCACAUCCACAUCAAGUUACGACGAGCAAUAUCCAUCAGUUCAAUCACCAACACAUCAAUUUAAAAUACCCGAACAAAGUUCAUCGGCGUCAUCGAAAAGUUUUUCAUCACCCGAAACGCAAAAACCUCAAAUUAGUUCAACGAGUGAUCGAAAAUCACCAACGACAAUUUUUAUUGAACCCAUCAAGAGUGACAAUAGUUGUGCGGCUGCUGCUGUUGCUGCUGGCGUUGCGGCUCGGGUCAUCGGCUCCGAGUCAUUCACACCACCGUCGAGUCAUUCAACAGGUGGAGAACUCAUUAAUGGGUCGCAGAUUUUGAGGCAACCAUUGUCAGUUAUCACCGAGAAAACAUGUAAUCGACCAUCACUCAUGAAGAGGGAGAAUUUAAAACGACAUCAUUCCGAUGGUCUUUUAUCAAUUUCCGAAAAGAAAACAAGAUAUCAAGAGCCAUUAAAUUCCACUGCUACUACUACUACUAUUGCAGCUUCAACAAGUACAAAUAAUGGCUAUUUUCGUUUGGACAGUGAACAUACAUCAGCAUCAGCUGAAGAUCUAUCGGGACGAAAUAAUUUCGUCAGAGAACAACGAAAUACACGACACUUGGCUAAUGCUGGACCAUCAAAUGGUGACAUGUGGAGGCCCUGGUGAUCAUAUAGCAAUUGGACUUAAUUUAUUAAUUCUGAAAGAUAUUUUUUCUAUCAGACUUUUUUGUUUUUUUUAAAUAUUUACUGUUAUUUUUGUUUUUUUUAUGAUUUCUUGUGUGGAAAUGUUUCCUCCAAAGACACAGAAAAAAAAUUUGUUUUAUUUUUACGAUACACAGGGAGAAAGAUAGAAUUUACAAUAGAGAUUGUUACAUUCAAUGUUUAUUGACAAAUGAUUUGUAUUAAUUUCUGUUUAGAAUGCUACUGUCUUAAUUAAUUGAUGUUAUCUUGAUUACAAAUGUAACCAAAAUCGUCGUCAAUAUAUAUACUCUCUAAAUCUGAAUUAGUAUAAAAAGUCACUAAUGAAAUGACGAAAAGUCGUCCACCAAAUUAUUUAGUAAUAAUUGUACUAACAAAUAGUGAAAUUUUACUAAUUGAUAGUAGAGCUUUACUAGCUUAGUAGAAUUCAACUAAAAAUUAGUAGAACUGGUUUAUUAAUAGUUGAUAAAAUAGUUUCACUAAUUCAUUUAGUGGAAUAAGUGACUUUCAAUUAGUUAAAUUCUAC
This is a messenger RNA of Leptopilina heterotoma, 2525 nucleotides long. It is a transcript of the gene dpn, whose product is annotated as protein deadpan-like. Gene Ontology annotation, molecular function: DNA-binding transcription factor activity, RNA polymerase II-specific; protein dimerization activity; RNA polymerase II cis-regulatory region sequence-specific DNA binding. Gene Ontology annotation, biological process: regulation of transcription by RNA polymerase II; regulation of neurogenesis; anterior/posterior pattern specification. Bases 564 to 1967 code for a protein of 467 amino acids. The transcript has 3 exons. Lineage: Eukaryota; Metazoa; Arthropoda; Insecta; Hymenoptera; Figitidae. The record is from RefSeq and is a predicted model, not a curated record. Gene Ontology annotation, cellular component: nucleus.